Messenger RNA from Candidozyma haemuli, 324 nucleotides. RefSeq names its product pyruvate transporter. Lineage: Eukaryota; Fungi; Ascomycota; Pichiomycetes; Serinales; Metschnikowiaceae. Bases 1 to 324 code for a protein of 107 amino acids. The transcript has a single exon. Gene Ontology annotation, biological process: pyruvate import into mitochondria. The record is from RefSeq and is a predicted model, not a curated record. Gene Ontology annotation, cellular component: mitochondrial inner membrane.
AUGUCGUUCAAGAACAUAUUUAACAAGCAGAACUUGAGGUACAUCUUCACCACCCACUUCUGGGGCCCAGUGUCCAACUUUGGUAUUCCUAUUGCAGCAGUCAUGGAUUUGAAAAAAGACCCCGACCUUAUUUCUGGACCAAUGACAGGCUCGUUAAUUUUAUACUCCUUGGUCUUCAUGAGAUACUCUGUGGCCAUUAGUCCUAAGAAUUACUUGUUGUUUGGCUGUCAUUUUGCCAACGAAUGUGCUCAAUUGGCACAAGGUUAUAGAUGGGUAGACCACCAUUACUUUGGCAAGAAGAAAGUCGAAGCCGCAUCCACUUAA